This is a messenger RNA of Gadus macrocephalus (Pacific cod), 7238 nucleotides long. It is a transcript of the gene heatr1, whose product is annotated as HEAT repeat containing 1. NCBI's taxonomy places the organism in Eukaryota, Metazoa, Chordata, Actinopteri, Gadiformes, Gadidae. The transcript is spliced from 45 exons. The record is from RefSeq and is a predicted model, not a curated record. Gene Ontology annotation, cellular component: small-subunit processome; t-UTP complex; 90S preribosome. Gene Ontology annotation, molecular function: snoRNA binding. The coding region runs from base 116 to 6613 and encodes 2165 amino acids. Gene Ontology annotation, biological process: maturation of SSU-rRNA from tricistronic rRNA transcript (SSU-rRNA, 5.8S rRNA, LSU-rRNA); positive regulation of transcription by RNA polymerase I.
UCGGGCAGUGGUGAACCGGAUGUAGAAUCUCCGCGUGGCAGGUCAUUGCAGCCAUCAACACUGUGGGCACGUGUAUGGAAGGGAUUCACUGAAGACCGAUUUCAAGAAAGGAACAAUGACAUCCCUCGCCCACCAACUGAAGAGGCUUGCCUUGCCUCAGAAUGACCCCAACUUGUUCACCCGGAAAGAGGUCGCCUCGCUUCUUUUCGACCCCAAAUAUGCUGCCACUAUGGACAGGACCACCUUCUACGCCCUCGGGUGUAAUGGACUCGAAGAGCUUCUGGGAAUCGAACCUGCGUUCGCAGAGUUCCAGGACACACUAUUUAACCAGGGCUCCGUGAUGUUGGAAAGGAGCGUCCAGUCCAAGGAAAUCAACGAGAAACUAGACGAAGGGAUCUCCCUCUUCCUCGCACGCAUCUCACCUUACUUUCUCCUCAAGCCAGCCCAGAAGUGCUUAGAGUGGCUCAUACACAGGUUUCACAUCCAGCUGUACAAUGUGGACAGCCUGCUGGCGUGCACACUGCCCUACCACGAGACCAAGAUCUUCUCCAGGGUGGUCCAACUCCUGAAGAUCAGCGAGCCAACACACCGCUGGCAUUGGCUGCACGCCUUACAGAGGAGCGGAGUGCCAUUAGCCAGAGGAACCCUGAUCACUCACUGCUACAAAGACCUGAGCUUCAUGGACUUCAUCUGCACCAUGGUCACCAAGGCUGUCGAGGCUUAUUCUACACACUCGACCACCCACUCCCAGCUCAGAGUGGUCUUCGCCUUCUACGCCUCCACCAUGGUGUCUACUCUGGACGCUGUGGACAAAGUGACAGACACCAUCAUCUCCAAACUGCUGCCCUUUGUUCAGAAGGGUCUGAAGUCGUCCGUGACGGACUACAAGGCGGCCACCUACAUGAUCGUGUGCCAGCUUGCGGUGAAGGUGGUGAUGGAGGGCAGCCUGGUCAACACUCUGGCCCUGCACGUCGCCAAGUCCAUGGUCAAGGAGCCCGUGCUCAUCAAAGAGGGCCUGGGCUGUCUCAUCGUCCUGAUCCAGAACCAGAAGAAGGACUCUGUAGGCCCCAAAGCCUUCGGCCACCUGUGCUGCGUGACCUCCUUGGUGGAGAGCCUCCAGGCCAUGGCGCUGGUCCACGACAUCAGCCCGCUGCUGCACUACCUGCUGCCCCUCCUGGUCCACGCUGUGGUCACCGAGCGCUACGACGAGAUGGAGCAAGACGCUGAGGUUCCCGCUCACGGCCUGCUGCUGGAGUCCGUGGUCCGGUCCCUCCCCCUGACCAACGGCCUGGACAACACCGUGGCCAGGCUUCUCCUGGUGGAGUACCUGGGCCUGGGCGCGCCCACUGAGGAGCACAUCGCCGCCCUCAACCAGAGACUGCUGCCCCUGGUGCGCCUGUUUGAGUCCAAGUACUGCGGCGCCCUAGACGACGCCCUGUCGGGUCACGUGUGUGACUUCGCUGCCGCGGAGCAGAAACAACUCUUCCACCACUUCAUCUCCCUGACAAUGAGCAGUGGGAAGUUCCAGAUCCUGGGGGACUCUGACACGUCCCUGCUGCUCAGCCUGAAGCACCCGCUGUCCUCGGUCAGGAACCUGGCCGUGGAGCACCUCGCCGGCCUCCUCUCCUCUGGACAGCAGGAGAACCUGGACCAGAGCUUCCUGAGGGAGGCCCUUCUUGACCGCAUGCAGGACCACGUCCCAGAGGUGGUGGCCGCUGCCCUCAAGGCCCUGGAGCUGUACAUCGAUCGCUUGGAGCCAGAGGACACCAUUUCCUGCUUGCUGUCCCUACUGGAGAGAACCGACGUCUCAUUGGCUGGACAGUGGCUCCCGGUGCUCCAGGACUGCGUGCGGGUGCUGUCGGACCCCCGCCUCGGCAGGGGCAACGCGGAGCUCUCUGAGCGGCUGGGCUGGAGGCUCCUCCCCUUCCUGGUCCUCACCGGGGCCAAGCCGGACUCGCCGCAGCUCCAGCUGGCCACCUGCGUGGCCACCUGCCCCAUCCUGGCCCAGCAGCCCCUCACGCAGUCCUGGGCUAAAGAGCUGAGUGACGUGGUGACCAACACCAGCACCAAGGACCUGCUGGCCAAAGCCAACGCCCGCCUGGUCUCCACCCUGUCCUUGAACCUGGCCCUCAUGGAUCCCUUCUCCAAGCGCUCUGCUCUGGAGAAGUUGGCGAUGGUGGUCGAGCAGCUGCAGGGCACUGGGCUGCGGGCGAGGACGGCCUUCCUGGUGCUGACCCAGACGCUGCUGCAGGGCCUGGGCCAGCAGAGCGACACCCACCACCUGGUCACCGCGCAGAGGAUCUACACCUGUCUGGAGCGCCACCUGCUGGAGGCCUCUGGCGAUGGCAAAGUGUCGACCAAAGGGUGCCAGACCUCCUUCUCGGGGUCCCUGACGGUGUACCUGGAGAAGGCUAGAGGCGGCUCAGCGGCCGAGGCCGAGUACCUGCACGUCCUGCUCUCUCUGCUCCGCGGCUUCAUCUCCGCCCUCAAGUGCCCGGACCCCUCCUUCAGAGGGGACGUGUGGUGGAACCCGGAGAAGCUGGACACCUCCACCUGCUGCUACCUCCACCUGCUGUGUCGCCUGUUCGACGUGACCAUCAGCGGGUCCAGCAAGGGGCCCGCGGAGAGGCCCUACCAGGACCUGAUGAAACUGCUCUUCCAGGUGCACCUGUCCACGCCCAUGGACCUGAUGAAGUUCCUGUGCAUGCUGUGGGACUACGGCGCCAACCAGGGCGACCAGCUGGACGUGCGCGUGGGCGCCGUCCUCCAGACCCAGGCGCUGUACGUGGGCCAGGCGGUGCUCGCCGCGGUGCCCGCCAGCACGCUGCCCGCGCUGGCCUCCAACCGGUCGCCAGUGGUGCCGUCUCUGCUGGCCUGCCUCUGCUCCCCGCUCCGGGAGGUCCGGCGGGCCGCCGUCGCCGUCCUGGACCAACUGUCCGAGGCCACGGAGUCCUCCUUCCAGCCGCUCGUCACAAGGCUACUGAAGAACACGGAGGAGAUCAUCGCCGACCCCUCCCACCUGAGCCAGGCGCUCAGCGUUCUGCACGAGGAGGUGAGCGCCGACGCGGAGCCGGCUGACCCCCGGAAGCCCACGCUGGGGACGGCCUUCCAGCAGCUGCUGCAGACCAUCAAGACCUCGGCCUGCCCCUCCUACACGGCCGUCGCCCUGCUCGGGGCCCUGGACCACGUCAACGGAGAGUCUGUGCUGAUGGCCCUGAUGCCCGUGCUGGACUUGCUGGUGGUGCAGAGCGGCCAGGACCCCACCUUCCUGCGCAACGAGGCCCAGCUCUCACAGCUGGUCCUGGGCAAGUACAACGAGGAGGCGGCCCCCCUGCUGGCCAAGGACCAGGCCUGCCUGGCCCUGUUCGUCCAGGCCCUGAAGUCGCCCCUGCAGCCCUACCCGGACAUCCCCAGCAUCCAAGUCAUGGCUCUGGAGCAGAUCACCAAGGCCUUCUUCGCGGCGCUGGGGGAGGAGAAGGUGCAGCAGCAGCUCCUGGGCGUGAUGUUUGACCUGCUGGCGGACAGCCGGGAAGCCCUCGUCUCCAGCGCCAUCAGCAGCGUCUUCAAAGGGCUAGCGGUGGAUGCUGAGCUGGUGGCCAAAGAGUUGGUUCCUCCAGAGAAACCUAAAGUCAGCGUGACCGUCCAGCAGACGCGCAGGAGCAAGAUGCUACAGAGGAAAGCUGAAGAGAGCGGGGAGAGUAAGCCGGAGGAGGAGGCGGUGUUGUGGCAGAGGGUCACUCUGAUCCUGGAGCUGCUGCAGCACAAGAAGAAGCUGAAGAGACCCCAGGCCUUGGUCCCGGCACUGUUCACCCUGCUGUCCAGGAGCCUGCAGCCCGGCCCAGGGAUCCAGGCUAACGUGGAGUACACCCGGCAGCUCCUCCUCAGCUGCCUUCUCAACGUCUGCCAGAAGCUGUCUCCAGACGGGGAGCCCGUGGCAACGGACAUUCUGGAGGAGGACAAGUUCAACGUGGAGCUGGUGGUCCAGUGUGUGAGGGUGUCGGACAUGCCCCAGACCCACCACCACGCCCUCCUCCUGCUGGGAACCGUGGCCAGCAUGUUCCCCGAGAAGGUGCUGCACAACAUCAUGCCCAUCUUCACCUUCAUGGGGGCCAACAUCAUGCGCCUGGACGACUCCUACAGCUUCCAGGUCAUCAACAAGACGGUGCAGACGGUCAUCCCCGCCCUGAUCAAGGCCCACGAGGGCAGUGAGACCAGCAACAUGGACGUGGUGGUCAUCAAGAUCGUGCACGUGUUCGUGGACGCCCUGCCCCACGUGCCCGAGCACCGGCGCCUGCCCAUCCUGUCCCAGCUGGUGACCACGCUGGGGCCCGCCCGCUUCCUCUGGGUCCUCAUGCUGCUCCUGUUCAAGCAGCACGCCACCAAGACCGCCGGCUCGGCCGCUGACAAGGAGGUGGCUCUGGAGAUGGACGUGGAGUUCUGGACCUCUCUGUGCUGUACCUUCGAGGUGUCGGAGCAGCUGACCUCCGUCAUCCACAUCCUGCAGUACCUCAUGGGCCUGCCCCAGGACAAGGAGGACGCAGUUCCUGCUACCACGCGGACCCCGGCCCCCCGUCGAGGGGCGAGGAGGAAGGAGCCCCAGCCACAGGAGGAGGAGAAGGCCGAGGAGCUCCUCUUCAACGUGGAGGCCCACAGCAGCAAGGAGCUCAGGCACUUCAAGUUCCUCUCCGUCAACUUCACCGCCCAGCUCCUCGCCGCCAGCGGCUUCAUCGGGAAGCUCGCAGAUACCACCGAUGCUGGGGAGGAUGAAGGUCUUCUACAGCUGCAGCAGAGCCUGCUGGAGGAAACGCUGCGCUACAUCCACAGUGUGGCCCGCUGUGUGGAGGACAACUCAGACAAGCCUACCGCCAAGUUCUGGAGGGCUCUGCUCAACAAGGCCUACGACGUCCUGGAUAAGGUGAACUCCCUGUUGCCCACGGAUACCUUCAUCAUGGUGAUGAAGGGGCUAAUGACCAAUCGUCUGCCGUCGGUCCGGAGGAAGGCCAUGGAGCUGCUGAACAACAAGCUGCAGCACAAGACCAAGUGGGAGGAGCAGCAGGUGACGGUGCUGCUGCGUCUCUCAGACGACCUGCUUGCCAUCGUGGGUAGGGGUCACGGCCAGGGCGCGGAGCAGCCGGAGGCGGAGAUGAGGGAGGAGCAGGAAGAGGAGCUGGCCAUCAACCGGCAGACGGCGCUCUACAGCCUCAAGCUGCUGUGCCGCAACUUCGGCGCCGCCCACCCGGAGGCCUUCGUCCCCGUGCUGCAGCGUGCCGUGGAGGUCGCCACGGCGACGGAGGAGGAGAAGAACGUGACGGGCAGUGCCCUGCUCUGCAUCGCCGAGGUGGCCAGCGUGCUCAAGACCCUGGCCAUCCCCCAGCUGCCCCGCCUGAUGCCGGCGGUGCUGCAGACGAUGGAGGAGAGGAAGGACCUGCUGUCCAACGAGAUCUACCUGCUGAGCGCCGUCACAGCCCUGCAGCGCGUGUCGGAGACGCUGCCCCACUUCAUCAGCCCCUACCUGCACGCCACCGUCACACAGGUGUGUCGGAUAUCCCGGCUAGCAGAGACCUCUGCCACGUCCCCCCAGCUCUCCGCCCGCCUCACCUCCCUCAGCUCCACCCUGGCCACCAAGGUGCCCCCCAGGGUCCUGCUGCCCACCCUCACAAAGUGCUACAACGACAUGGUCCCCGCAAAGCAGAGCCAUCUAGGUCCCCUCAUGUCCAUUUUGAAGGCACACAUCACUCACAUGGAGAAGGAUCAGCUGAACACCCACCAGUCAGAGCUCACCUCCUUCUUCCUCACUGCACUGGACUUCCGGGCCCAGCACUGCCAGGGUGAUCUGCCGAAGACGGCGGAGGUGGAGGGCUUCACUAUCGACUGUCUCCUCGCCAUGGUGAUGAAGCUCUCAGAGAUCACCUUCAGACCGCUCUUCUUCAAGCUGUUUGACUGGAGCAAGACGGAGACGGAGGGGAAGCAGAGGCUGCUGACCUUCUACCGGCUGGCCGACCGCAUCGCAGACCGCCUCAAGGGGCUCUUCGUGCUGUUCGCCGGCAACCUCGUCAAGCCCUUCUCCGACCUCCUCCAGCAGACCAACGUCGCAAAGACAGACGAGGCGCUGUUUGACUCGGCGGACGGGGUGGACAAGAGCACCAUGCUGCUGCACCACGUGCUGGACUGCAUGUUCAAGAUCUUCAUGUACGACACGCACCACUUCCUGAGCAAGGACCGCGCCGAGGCCCUCAUGGGGCCCCUAGUGGAUCAGUUGGAGAACACCCUCGGGGGGGAGGAGUCGUACCAGCUCCGGGUGACCCAGCACCUGGUGCCCUGCCUGGGCCAGUUCUCCGUUGCCAUGGGUGACGACACGCAGUGGAAGACCCUCAACUACCAGGUCCUGCUCAAGACCCGGCACAGCUUGUCUAAGGUGCGCUUCUCCGCUCUGCUGAUGGUGAUGGAGCUGGCCCGCAAGCUGAGGGAGAACUACAUGGUGCUGCUGCCCGAGACCAUCCCUUUCCUGGCCGAACUCAUGGAGGAUGAAUCCGAGGAGGUGGAACAUCAGGUCCAGAAGGUCAUCCAGGAGAUGGAGAACAUCCUGGGGGAACCUCUGCAGAGCUACUUUUAACUCACACACCACCCCAUAGCACACUACACACACACAUAACUCCACCUUCGGUACUUCCAGUUAGCAGUUAUUGCUAUAUGGGUGUCUAUACUUUAAAUGCCUUUAGAAGGACUUAAACAGCGGCUUGACUAUAUUUGCACGGCUCCUUAGCGAAUAUAUAAAUCUCUGCCGCAGCCACAAAUAUCUAGGUGGCCGUUUUGGAAAGACUCACCAUUCCCAAGCAUCAUCUCAAACGUACACAAGUCUCAUUGUGUAUGUCUGAUCACUUUCACCAACCAACAAGUCAUUUUUCCCUGAAUGCCAUUUUUCAGGUCAGUGCUGUGGUUGCAUUCAGGCCUACGUAUUGGUCAUUUGUUUUUGGCCAACUCGAAGUUAGGUAAUAUUUUGUAUUUUGGGUUGAAUCAGUGUGACUGAGUAUUUUUAAUCUUUAAUCAAACUAUUUGUUUGCUUAAAAGGUAACUUUUUUUUUUUUGACAUCGAAGGAACGGAGUAGGAAUCAUUAAUUAAGAACUUUUCUUGUAGGCUACCUUCCAGAUGAUGUAUACAUGUUAUGUGUUUCUGUAUUUGUUAUAUGUGAAGAUGUCAUUCAUCAUUAAAUGUAUGCAUCUAUUGGCUAAGAAACGUA